This is a messenger RNA of Oncorhynchus mykiss (rainbow trout), 1654 nucleotides long. The record is from RefSeq and is a predicted model, not a curated record. NCBI's taxonomy places the organism in Eukaryota, Metazoa, Chordata, Actinopteri, Salmoniformes, Salmonidae.
UUGAACGUUUUCUGUUCGAAAACAAGAACAACUUCAAUUUGCUGUUUAACAACAACAAACUUGACUGAUUUUUGAGACCUGAGAUUGAAAAAUCGACUGGAAAAUGCCUGGGUGUUUUUCAAGAUUGAUGGAGAGAGUGCGAGGACGUGGGCAGCCUUCUGCGUCGACAGGUUGUGUAAAUUCAUUUGUGGGUUGUUUUUGUUGUCUUUUUCCGUUUUGCAGGGUUCGCGAUCGUCGGGAGGUGGACAGUGACUUCGAAGAGGAAUCAAAUGUACUGGAUGAGGUCCAGUUGGAUGUGCCACUGCUGCCAGUCAUCCUUGAUGUCCAGGAUGCUGCUAUCAUCCUUGAGGAUGUGCCAGAUGUACCGACUAUCCUUGAGGAGGCCACUGGUAAUUGGCAUUUGAUACCGAUUAGGUUCAGCCCCCUGUACUGUGGGCCUGUUGUGAUCAGAACCCAUGCCGGUCCGGUGGCUAAAGCUUGGAGAACUUUCCAGUUCAUCAGCCCCAUUAUCACCUAUAUGCGUGGGGGAUCCCAGCAGGUGGUGGUGAGGAGGCACCAUGUGAGUAGGGUCCGAGGCCUGGAGACUCAACUGGUGUGGGCCAUCUCCAGGGAGACAGCCAGACUUAGUUCAGAGGGCAUCCCCUACUGUGCCACCAAGGUUCAGUCCGUCACUUGGAUCCUGUAUGUGGCUGGCAGGGUGACCCAGUAUGCUUCUCACCUCCGCCAUGAGACGUCUGUGGACAUGACCCUUGGCUGCUACCAGCAGACUGAUGUCUCGGUGGUGUAUGCCACUCUCCACAUGGGGCCGGAUGGGCUGCUCUCCUCCUCGGCGUGGUCGGAGGCUGCCUCCGUGUCUACGCCCACCAAUCAGCAGUUCACGGAGCCAGAGCCUGAGGGCCACAACUGCUAUGAGGGCUGGGAGGAGGACCUGCUGCCUGAGGAGAGGGAGGUUCCUCUGCUAAACCUCUACCUUACCACCAAGAGAGUGGAGGACAUCGCCCUGAGGCUCGUCUCCCUGCGCCAGGCCUUCACUGACGAGGCCGAAUUCAUCCGUGCCUAUAACGACUUUGUGGACUACCUGAGUGACCCCUCCAAGCAGAUUGACAUUGAGAGGGAGCUGGCUGAGGCAAAGAUCCAUCAUGUUAACCUGAUAGAUGUCCUCUUUGAACUGGUGCUAUUUGGGAUGAUGACAGCUCAGAAGUCCCUGAUGGUGCACCCUGGUGGGUUCAUGGAGCGUCUGUACGCUCUCCUGUACUCCUUCCUGCCCGUAGCUGCCAGCAUUGAGCCAAAGGCCGAGAGAUACCUGCUGCUGCUCAAUGAUUCUUGCGACACUUUGCCACCACACAGGGGUCUAGACACAAAUGCACUAUAUUACUUUGCACUGAAUUUUACAUUUCUAAAUAAAAUAACUACCACCAGAGAUCGAGGCAGGGAUGGCCACCAGAGAUCGAGGCAGGGAUGGCCACCAGAGAUCGAGGCAGGGAUGGCCACCAGAGAUCGAGGCAGGGAUGGCCACCAGAGAUCGAGGCAGGGAUGGCCACCAGAGAUCGAGGCAGGGAUGGCCACCAGAGAUCGAGGCAGGGAUGGCCACCAGAGAUCGAGGCAGGGAUGGCCACCAGAGAUCGAGGCAGGGAUGGCCACCAGUUCCAGCUGA